This is a messenger RNA of Caenorhabditis sp. 36 PRJEB53466, 992 nucleotides long. Lineage: Eukaryota; Metazoa; Nematoda; Chromadorea; Rhabditida; Rhabditidae. The record is from the annotation of a GenBank genome assembly.
AUGUCGCUUACUGCUAAACCGGGCGACGAUACGACACUCCAAAGGUCGGCGACGAGUCGGCAGCCAGUGAGCGAUUUCUGAUUUUCUUCUGAAAUUUCUGCUUUUCGUAAGCUAUUCCGACCUUCUUUUUGUUCUUGACCCGAUAAUAAUACUUUGAUUUUCUCAUAUUUCGUUCCUAUUUUGCGUGACAACCGUCAAGAGCUCUAAAUAUAUAUUUUGUUUUUCCCUGGAACAACGUGGCAAUUCAGAAGAGAAAACGUCAUGGAUCGUCAAGAAGUGAGUGCCUUCCCCUCUUUCAUCUCAACUUUUUCCGCUUUUAUGGGGUUAUUCUGGCUGUAAAAAAAAUGAUUGUUUUCCGUUUUUUUCGUUUUUUUACGUCAAAAAAUCCAAUUCAGCGAUGUAAAAAAAACGAAAUAAACGGAAAACAAACAUACGCUGAAUAGUCCCAUUAGACGGAUAAUAAUGGGGUUAUUCAGCUGUGAAAAAAAUUGUUUUUUUCCGUUUUUUUAGUUUUUUACGUCAAAAAACCCAAUUCAGCGGUGUAAAAAAACAAAAAAAAAACGGAAAACAAACAUACGCUGAAUUUUUCAGCUGAAUAGCCCAUAAGUAGGUACCGCAACUGGUUUUGCAAAACUCCGAAUUUCCAUAAAAUUCUUAUUGGAAUGUGCUCCCCUACUCUAUAUGAGUACACUCCCAAUUUUUUUUCACAAAUUUUCGGUACAUCCCGAGUUAUACCUAGGGGGCGCAAAGGAGGGGGCGCGGCCUGACGAAUUUUCUCCCGAUUUCCGCGCGCGCAUGUUUGACGGUCUGUAGUGAGGUCCCCAAAUGACGUACCAUACACCGAGGAGGAGACGACCAAUGAGAAGAGCAGAAAGGCGCCGACGCCGAGCAACAAGAAGAAGGACGCGACGAAGGCCCCGAAUGUGGCGGUCGACCGGAAAAGUCCGAAGACUGAGAGCCAGAAGAUCAUGAAGGCGACGAAGAAGGAGUAG